AUGGCCGCUGUCAAGACGAAGAAAAAUCAUUCUCAACCAGUACAAAUGCAUUCCAACUAUUUUGAUCAAUUCGUUGACUCCUUGGGAUUGUAUGACGGGUGCACUAUGGAAUGUACUAUGGGUCAGGAUGCUUUUGGUGAAACUAGUUCCUCGAGUUCUAGUAAUGUGUCCACGUCGGUUGAGAAUACCCCAGUUUUGCCUCAGGAUCCACAAUUGACGCUCGUCAAGCCCACCUUUCCCCCACUGAUCAAUGUUGAUGAAUUAGUUCCCUCCCGGCCAAACGGCGAAAAACCUUCGAAAUCUUCAAACGCAUUCAUCAUAUAUCGUAAGGCGUAUGUCAAGGAACUUCACAUGAGAGGAAUUAAUCUUCAGAUGACACAAAUUUCCCCAAUGGUUUCCGAAUCGUGGAAACAAGAACCCGAAGAUGUUAAGAAAGAAUACAAGCGUCUCGCCGAAGCUGCCAAGAAAAGAUAUAAAGAACUUUGGCCGUCAAAACAAGGACCUGGUUUAGAGUCAUCUCAAGAUCAUGUGGUAUCGCGUGAUUCCUCUUCGUAUUCUACGCAACCCCAACUUGCUCUUGGAAACAAUUGGGAAACGCCUUUUUGGCAAUCACCAUUAAUUGAUCCGAUGUUCGUCGAAUUGGAUGCCGUCACAUCUCAUAUCUUAGAUAAUAACGAUAACGCCCAAACUAGCAAUUCUAUAUACCCGUCAUCAUCGUCUAAUGAUAUCCCAACUUCCGAGAGAAACGAUAAUGGAUCACUAAUAAAUCUCUUAGUAAAUAAGCGGUCUGGAUUUGCGCUCGGAAGCAUGCCAGAACCGACCGAUCGAAAAGGUUCCGUGAUAGCUUAUCAUCAGCUGAUGACCAAUUGGCACAAAGAUUUAAGUCGCCACAGUUCUCAUCCUUACCAUACUUUCAAUGAUGCCAUGAGCGUUUCCUUUUUCACUAUCCACCUAGUCUAA
Messenger RNA from Acaulospora morrowiae, 960 nucleotides. The record is from the annotation of a GenBank genome assembly. Lineage: Eukaryota; Fungi; Glomeromycota; Glomeromycetes; Diversisporales; Acaulosporaceae.